AUGCUUCAUCCAACGCCGCCGCGAGGCACAAGGAGGCGUGACAUAGACGACAGGUACCUGGAGCAGCUCCUCUCGCAGGUGCAGCGAGGGGAGACGGAGGUCGGGGAGGCCCUGGAGAAGCUGAGGACGCUCCCCUUUGAGGACUUGGGCUUUGCCAAAGUCGACCAUCAUCGCGCCAUUCGCACAGGCUUUCCUGAGGUUGUGUACGCCCCGGGGAAGACCCCGGAGCAGCUGUCCCGGAUUGCCAUGAAAAUAUCUGAGACCUCCUCCAAACUCCUGAUAACCAGGGCAGGGGGCGAUGCGUAUGAGAAGGUCAGGGAAGCGCUGCCGGAGGCCCGUUACAGCGAGGUUGCGAAUGUCAUUGUGGUGGACCGGUCGUCGGGGGGGGAGGAUGUACCCGUGCCGGGUGUGCUGACCGUGGCCGCCGGAACGUCCGACCUGCCGGUGGCGGAGGAGGCGGCCCUCACUGCGGAGCUGAUGGGCAACUCUGUGGAGAGGUGUGGGACGUGGGCAUAG
Messenger RNA from Geodia barretti, 516 nucleotides. The record is from the annotation of a GenBank genome assembly. NCBI's taxonomy places the organism in Eukaryota, Metazoa, Porifera, Demospongiae, Tetractinellida, Geodiidae.